Messenger RNA from Tachysurus vachellii, 755 nucleotides. RefSeq names its product C-C motif chemokine 3-like. Gene Ontology annotation, molecular function: CCR chemokine receptor binding; chemokine activity. Gene Ontology annotation, biological process: G protein-coupled receptor signaling pathway; chemokine-mediated signaling pathway; positive regulation of ERK1 and ERK2 cascade. Bases 96 to 395 code for a protein of 99 amino acids. The record is from RefSeq and is a predicted model, not a curated record. Gene Ontology annotation, cellular component: extracellular region. The transcript is spliced from 3 exons. Lineage: Eukaryota; Metazoa; Chordata; Actinopteri; Siluriformes; Bagridae.
CUAAUGGACCAGAACACAGCAAGAGCUCCUCGGGUGAUCAUCAUCUUUAAUCUGUCCAUUCUUCUUUAGCCGAAGAGCUCAAGCAACAAAGCGAGAUGUCAGCUUGCCGUCUGAUCCUCCUGUCCGUGGUGGUGGUGCUGCUGAGUGCAGCCACGAUCACUGAAGGGAUGCGUUACACAUCCAAGACAAACGUCUGCUGCUACUCCUACCAGCAGCGUCCACUGAGGACCAACAUGGUGAGCAGCUACAGCCAGACCAGCCCGCAGUGCUCCAAACAGGCCAUACUGUUCAAAACAAAGAAGGGAAAGGAUGUGUGUGCCAACCCCACUGACGCCUGGGUGAAGGAGCUCAUCAAGUUUAUGGACAACAAGCCAGGACGCCAGGGACCCCUGUAAUCAUGCUGUGCUCCAUCAUCAUCGUCAUCAUUAUCAUGAUCACCAAAUUCUACAAGGGGUUUUGAGCAGAUUUGCACUUUAAGAAUGUACAAAUCUCUGAAAUGCCACUAACAAUUCAGCGUAUUAAAGCUACCUACUGCAGACCGAAUGUUCUCUCCAUGAAUGUUUUCAUCUGUUUUUAUUAUUAUUUGCUGUAUUUUGUCAUAUUUUAUUUGACUUGAGUCUGUAUUUGUGUCUUUUGUUUUUUCGGAGCCGUCCGAAUGAACUGUAUUGAGUUUAUUUUAUGUAUAAACACGUGUGACACGAAGGAAGUAAAAUGAUAUAAAAAAAAUAAUAAAUAAAUAAAUAAAUGAGAUGCAA